Lecanosticta acicola is the source of this 807-nucleotide messenger RNA. Lineage: Eukaryota; Fungi; Ascomycota; Dothideomycetes; Mycosphaerellales; Mycosphaerellaceae. The record is from the annotation of a GenBank genome assembly.
AUGGUCGAAAAGGUCUACAUCACAUACAAUCAGGCAAGUAAAUGCACUCGACGAUCUGUCACAUGCCGCCAAAUCAUCGAGCCUGGAGAUUAAUAUUGUGUCUUCGUCGCAGAUCCACAAACUCUGCCAGGAUGCGGCCGGUCGUAUCCUCGAAGAGUUCAAGCCCAACCUCAUGAUUGCGAUCGGUGCGACCCUCGGCGUUCACAGGCCUCGACCUUUAGUCCCUUCUUGCUAACAUCUAGUAGGCGGUGGUGGAUACGUUCCCGCGCGUAUCCUCCGGUCAUUCCUCAAGAAGCCCGGCAGCCCCAACAUCCCUAUACAAGCCAUCGGCCUCUCCCUCUACGAGUCCCUCCCGACCGACAACCAGAUCGAAAAGCCAGGCACCAAGGUCACGCGAACACAAUGGCUCGACCUGAGCAGUCUGGAAAUGGCGAGCCUGAUCGGCAAGAGCAUUCUGAUCGUGGAUGAGGUAGAUGAUACGCGCACGACGCUCGAGUACGCGGUCAAGGAGCUGCAGAAGGACGUUGCGAUUGCGGCCAAGAACGAAGGCAAGGAUCCCGAGAGCACCAAGUUCUCCAUCUUUGUACUACAUAACAAGGACAAGCCCAAGCGCGGACACUUGCCAGAAGAUACGGUGAAUAAGAAUCGUUACAUCGCAGCUCGGACGGUGCCAGACGUGUGGAUCAACUACCCGUGGGAAGCAACGUGGGUGCACAGCGCAACUGAUUGACAUUGCAGACCUGUUAACAUGGACACAGUGACAUCGACGAGCACGACCGCAUGGCUCAACAACAGACGAUUGAGUAG